Messenger RNA from Salvia splendens (bonfire salvia), 3605 nucleotides. Its product is annotated as ubiquitin carboxyl-terminal hydrolase 2-like. Gene Ontology annotation, cellular component: cytosol; nucleus. The coding region runs from base 258 to 3374 and encodes 1038 amino acids. Gene Ontology annotation, biological process: protein deubiquitination. Gene Ontology annotation, molecular function: zinc ion binding; cysteine-type deubiquitinase activity. The transcript is spliced from 3 exons. The record is from RefSeq and is a predicted model, not a curated record. NCBI's taxonomy places the organism in Eukaryota, Viridiplantae, Streptophyta, Magnoliopsida, Lamiales, Lamiaceae.
CAAUUUCACUUUGUCACUCACACACAUCACUUGCGGGACGCACACUCAAACACAUUCCUCCGUCGGCGAAGCCGCGCCCACCAACCCCUAUCCCGAUCACCGCCAUAUCUGACUUAUCGCCUCUCUUUCUCUCUCUGUCUCAAUCUCUCUCCCGCUGCACGAACACAAAUAGGACACCUUCCAUAUCUUUCUCUGCGUCACAGCUGACCGGCUGUCCGACGCCGUUGUUGUUGAUUUCCGAUGCUAUAUAGGCAGUAAUGGGGAAAAAGGUGAAGAAGAAGGCAAGGAGUGGUCUGAAAGAGAAACGGGAUCCCUCGAUCUCUCAAACGUCAGUUCCAGUUCCUCAUGAUGUCACAAGCAAUGCUGAAACACCUGUCAAUGGAGUUGUGGUUAUCAAAGAUAGGGGAGUGUGUUCCCAUGUUGAUAAAGGUAUCAACUUAGACAAACUUUCUGCCAAGCUGAGGUCUUCUGGAUCUGCAAACUGUGAAGAUUGUAGGGGAAAUGUGGCUGAUAGACGAGCAAAGAAAGGGCAAGGUAAACAUGGGAAAAAAGGAGGGGCGAAUUCAAAAUCUGAGACAAGAGCAGUUUGGGUUUGUUUGGAAUGUGGGCAUUAUGCCUGUGGAGGCGUUGGAUUGCCAACCACACCUCAGAGUCACAUUGUCAGGCACUCAAAACAGAACCAUCAUCCGUUGGUGGUCCAUUAUGAGAAUCAUCAGUUGCUUUGGUGUUUCCCGUGUGAUAAACUUGUUCUUAAUGGAAAUUCAGAAGACCAUAAGCAUAAAGAGGUCUUAAACGAGGUUGUCCAAUUGCUUAAAGGGCAACCUGGUGAAGGAUCGACCGUAGAUGUUGAGGACGUCUGGUUCGGCAGCGCUAGUGUUACAAGUGCGGUGAAAUCAGAUUAUUCUCUAAGCACUAAUGGUAAGGCUGACUAUUCGAUUAGGGGCUUGUGUAAUUUGGGAAAUACAUGUUUCUUCAACUCGGUCAUGCAGAAUCUAUUAGCUAUAAAUACCUUGCGUGAUUAUUUCUUUAAACUAGACGAAUCUGUAGGUCCUCUAAGUGCUGCUAUGAGAAAGCUUUUCCUUGAGAUCAGCAAUGAAGGUGGAUCGAAAGGGGUAAUUAAUCCCAGAUCCUUACUUGGUAGUCUCUGUACCAAGUCUCCACAGUUCAGGGGAUAUCAGCAGCAUGAUAGUCACGAGUUGCUUAGAUGUUUGCUCGAUGGAAUGUCAGUAGAAGAGUUGAGUUUCAGAAAGCACAGCAAAUCUUGUGAGGUUUCGGUUAAGGAUCCGACGGUUGUGGAUGUUAUCUUUGGCGGACAACUUUCUAGUACAGUUAGUUGUUUAGAAUGUGGGCAUGCAUCAACUAUUUAUGAACCAUUUUUGGAUCUAUCGUUACCAGUUCCUACCAAGAAACCUCCUCCCAAAAGGAAUCAACCUCCUCUUCGAGGCAAGAAGCCAAAACUGCCUCCAAAGAGAAGCACUCGGAAUAUAUCUAGAAUUAGCAAAGAAUCGAAUAGUCUACCAAGAAAAAGUCUUCUUGACCAAUCAACCAGUGGAAACUCUUCAAGUGAAGUGCAUUCUAUAGCUCAGCCAGCUGAGCCAUUGGCACUUGCUUUGGUUGAUUCGGCAGUUUCAGAUCCCACUGGUUCCAACAAUGUAGCUCUUGAUAUGGGUUUAUCAACUGAGGUUCUUUCAGCUAUCCAAACUCCCAACAACCACCCUGCGGAUCAAGCAGUUGUAGAGCAGGCAAUCUCUUCUGAUGUAUUUUCAUGGUUGGAUUACCUUGACCCUUGUCCAGCAUCAGAAGAGGUCGAUACUGUCUCAGAAAUUAAUGAUACUUCAGCAGUCGAUCAUUCUGCAAAAGAAGAUGUUCAACCGCAAGAUGCCUCAUCAUCUGUCACAUCAGAUUCGAGGACUGAGAAUAAUUUGGAAAAUUUAGCUCCUGAAAUCCCCUUAGACAAUGCCAAAAACUGUGAUGCCCCUGAGCCUGGUGUGGUCAACCAAGAAUGGAAUGCUUCUCUCCAGUUUGAGAAUGAACAACGUAUUAAACCCGAUUCUGAUGAAAGAAUAUUGGCAGAAGGUUCACUUACUGAGGACCGUGUUGAGUGUGAUGGAGGGAAAGAUCAGAGCACUCCUUCAUGCAGCCAAAUAUGUGCGGACGAUUCAAAUACUUCACAGAGGGACAAUGGUGACUCUUCAAAGAAUCUGGAUCCCAAAGUUAUGUCAUGUCAGAAUCGAGAAGCUGUUACAUCUAGUGUUAAGGUGAGCAGAACAGACACUGAGGUUUCGUCAGCCAUAGCUGGCAAAGAACAAGAAUCUUUAGAUUUUGAUGGAUUUGGAGAUAUGUUCAAUGAACCCGAGGAGUCCUCUGGUGCUAAGACCUCGGGGAAUCAUGGUUCUGUGGCUAAUAAUGGGGUAAACGGAAGUAACAGUGAUUCUGAUGCAGGUGAGGUUGAUAAUGCUGAUGCUCAAGUGACUGUUGAGAGUUGUUUGGCUUUCUUCACGAAGCCAGAAUUUCUUUCCAAGGAUGAGCAUGCUUGGCAAUGUGAUAAUUGUUCAAGAAUCUUGCGAGAACAAAGAGCAAAAACAAAGAAACUUCAGAAGCCUAUAUCUGACGCUGUGCCAAAUGGUUGUGAGGAUAGACAUCCAAGCGGUGAUGGAAAAACUUGUGAUACAGAGAAAAGUAUGAAUGGUAACACAGAAGUUGAUCCUUCUGAUGGCGAGUUGCUGCCCCAUGAUAAGGAGAUUUUGGAGAAUGGGAAAUGCAUGCUUGGAAACCACGUGGUAAUUGAGAUAAACGGAACUGAGAUCCAGUCAGAGAAUGCGGAGCUUCAGGCUACAAACGCAUGUCCUGGUUCGUCAGAAUGUUCAAAUUUAAGUAAUCAGAGUCUUGAUCCACAUCAAGGAGAAUGUGAUUCUGAAAAAGAUGGGUCUGCUGGAAGUGAUUUGCAAUCUGUGAAGCGUGAAGCAGAAGUCAGUGAGGACGAGGAUGAUGACUCAGAGAAAUUGAAAGCGAACAGGGAUGCAACUAAGAGUAUACUCAUCAGCAAGGCUCCAGCUAUUCUAACAAUCCACCUUAAGAGGUUUAGUCAAGAUGCCAGAGGCCGCUUGAGUAAAUUAAACGGCCAUGUGAGUUUCUGGGAGACAAUUACUCUCAAGCCAUAUUUGGAUCCCAGGUGCAGCGAUGACAGCUGCACGCCCUCAUACCGUCUGGUUGGGGUCGUGGAGCAUCUAGGGACGAUGAGGGGUGGCCACUAUGUCGCGUAUGUUAGAAGUAAGGGUGCCUGGUAUCACGCAAGUGAUGCUUAUGUGCGCCAGGUCUCUCUCGACGAAGUCCUGCGCUGUGAAGCUUAUAUUUUGUUCUAUGAAAGAACAUGAAGAGGAGAGAUUACACAUUUGUUCAUUUAUUUGUUUUUCUUCUCACAAUUUAGAUACACACAGAUGAGAGAGAAAGGGAGAGUUGGAGAGUAUAAACGACUAAAUUUUGGGUAUGCAAUUAUGCAUUGGUCUUAAAAAUGUGAGUUUUCAUUCACAUAUGAUCAGGUGUUGCAAGUGCAACCAUGUAAACCUUUUAUUUUUUCUUUUCUAAAAGGUUUUAAUUACACUAAA